AUGAACCAACAAAAAAAGCACGACCUAUUCGAAGAGAUCCAAAUCACUGGCAUUAAAUAUUUGAAGGCCAGGAAUUCGUGCAUAAGAAUCACUUGGCUUACCGUAAUUGCCAUCUUCUUGGGGUUGACGUUUUAUCAGAUUUUUGAGCAGGUUCACGAUUUCCUUGGCUACCCGAUGGUGACGAACAUCGAAGCCGAAUAUCCGCCCUAUAUCCACUUUCCAGCUAUUGCCAUUUGUCCAAAUAAUCAGUAUCGAAUCAGCUACCUAGCGUCUGAGGACAUUAUCAAACGCCCGCCAAAAGACAAUCGAACGAUUCUGGAAACUUGGGCGUUUUUUGAGGAGGUGUUGCACCGAACUUGGGACCUGAAAGCCGAGCCCUUUCUACGAAAGGCCAUUCCAGCUAUAAACACAACAAUUGCUUCCUGUGCUCUACCAGAUGGCUCAGAAUGCGACAUGAGUCAAUGGAAACAGAUCUGGACGAUCAACGGGCUGUGCUGGGCUUUUAAUUACGAUGCAAGUCGGCCGAUUGUUAUUGAUCAACCUGGUCCCAGUCAUGGUCUUCGUCUAAUUUUGAAUGCGGAAGUUUACGAGAGAACACUGACCUGUGGCGCUACCGUUUCGACGCCUCCUGAGGAUGGGUUUAAGAUCCUAAUCUACGAUCCGGCGGAGCAACCAAUUUCCACAGCUACUGGAGUCAGUGUAUCGCCUGGAGUGUCGGCGAAUCUGCCGUUUAGGAUAAAGCUGCGCCGAAAAAUGCCGGGCACCGGUUGCCGCCAAGAAUCCUUAAAGUCGAUCCUUGCUGCUGAUGACUAUUUUAACGAGAGCAAUUUACACACCUGCCCGGGUCGCCAAUAUCACAAGAAAUUCGAAAAGGAGUGUAACUGUACGAUUCGUACGCUUUACGAUUUGAAAGGAAAGUCAAAAUAUCCACCAUGUGAUAUUGAUCAGUACUUUACGUGCGUACAGUGGAUCCAGAAGAAUUUAAAGCCAAAAACGGACCUUCGGAAAGACAAGGAAUGUCUUCCGGUGUGUAAUUCAAUGGAGUUCAUUCCCCAGCAGGACCUCUCCGACCUUCCCAGAACGCUGCUACCAAAUCCCGGACCGUUUGGGGAGUCGCGAAAUAUUAAGAUAAAUGCGACAGUCAAACGAUUAAUUGGGAUGAAUCCGGAUGGAAGCCGGAUCUACGAAGAAACGCCAAUCGAUUGCGAGAAAUCAGACAUUAUUCGGGACGCCUAUCUCGACGAGCUAAGAAUUCGCCUUGACGAUAUCUUCGAAAAAAGAGCGCGCUAUGAGGACCAGGAUCGAAGGGAUUUCCAUGAUCUGGUAGCCGCUUGGGAGCACAUCGUCAACGUAUUAUUUAUUACCGGGUAUAUCGUGAAUCCGAUCGAUGCCGAGAAGGCGAAGACUGUUUCUCAAAUUCUAUUCAAAGAAAUGGGAAAAUUUCCAGCAUGUGAAGAAGCGUUUGAGGCGAUGUAUUCGAAUGAUACCCUGAUGGAAGCUUAUAAAUCCACAAAGCUACUUAUGACGAAGACGAGCUCUCGGGUACGCUGGGAGCCUAUUGCCGAUUUGGAUCUGGUGGUAUCCCAGAGCAUUGUAGCGUAUCGCACCGGUGCCACCUCGAAAAAAGAUUGGGCGACCGUCUUCCAGAUGUUUGGCUACAAAUAUACGUUCCAGGAGGAGUACCCGAGGGCCUGGAAAAAGCCGAUCGAGAAUCUGUUGCUCGAGACACAAACGGCGUUGAUAGCUGAAAAGGAGACUUUGGUAGAUGCGGUAAUGGAAACCAACGAAUGGAAAGACCCGCAAAAUCGUCAGAUGCUCUCAGAAUGUGUCGACCGUAUGAUAGCGCAUUUGCCGAACGAAAUUCUGACCUUUAAAAAUAAAUAUCAAAUACUAUCAAACUAUUUUCACAAAACAUUUUCCGACCAUCUCGAUAAAUAUUUGGAAAAAUUCGAAUUAAACCAGAAGUUUGCCAGAGAAAACCUGGCCGUCGUGAACAUCUACGUCCAAUCCAACACGAUCGAGACGUGGACCCAGAGCUGGCGGUAUAGCUUUUGGAGUUUGGCAUGUGAUAUUGGUGGUGCGCUUGGACUGUUCAUAGGAGCGUCCGUAGCCUCGAUCCUGGAGGUGAUCUACGUCCUCGGGCAGCAUAUAAAGCGGGCCAAGUUGCGACACAAAAAGAAGAACGUGCAGCAACCGGAGCACCCCGUCUCCCAGCCGUCUCCGGGAGAUACAGAAGCCACUAAAAACUUGAAUAUCAGGGAUAAAGUG
Messenger RNA from Mesorhabditis spiculigera, 2268 nucleotides. Lineage: Eukaryota; Metazoa; Nematoda; Chromadorea; Rhabditida; Rhabditidae. The record is from the annotation of a GenBank genome assembly.